Podospora anserina S mat+ is the source of this 1572-nucleotide messenger RNA. RefSeq lists its product as uncharacterized. The coding region runs from base 1 to 1572 and encodes 523 amino acids. The record is from RefSeq and is a predicted model, not a curated record. The transcript has 2 exons. NCBI's taxonomy places the organism in Eukaryota, Fungi, Ascomycota, Sordariomycetes, Sordariales, Podosporaceae.
AUGCGUUUCCAAUCCACCACUGCAGCCUUGCUGCUGCUGGGCGGUGUUCAAGCGCAAACUACGCUGCCACCUCCGCCGACUGAAACGUCAUCGUCGGAGACAUGCGCCAUCAACUUGACGCCGAGUUAUGAUGUUACCAUAGCAAAGGGCUGGACGGCGCAUCUGCUUGCUCGAAACCUCGGCUUCGCCCGUAGCAUCAAGCUUGAUGGCAGAGGCGGUCUCCUCGUUGUUUCUGCCCAAAGCGGCAUCGUCCACCUCAACGUCACCGACAGAGCAAGCACCUGCCCCUACGUAAUCAACAACAUCACUGUCAUCGAAGACGAACGACCCCUCCAGCUCAACCAUGGCAUUGAACUCUCCCCCUCAGGCCGCACCCUUUACGCCUCCUCCCGCGAAAGCGUCUGGGCAUGGGACUACGACCCCUCCACCGCCUCGGUGUCCAACCGCCGCGAGAUAAUCACCAACAUGACCAACACCGACCACGUCUCCCGCACCCUCUUCCUCUCCCCCUCCCACCCCGACCUCCUCUUAGUCUCCCGCGGCAGCGCCUCUAACAUCGACCCCUUAUCCAUCCCCUUGGAAAACGGCAUCUCCCAAAUCCGCGCCUUCAACAUCUCCAACCUCACCUCCACGAGCCCACCCUACAGCUACCCCUCCCAGGGCCUCCUAAUCGGCUCCGGCCUGCGCAACUCAGUCGGAAUAGCCGAGCACCCCAUCACUGGGGGUGUAUUCAGCGUGGAAAACAACAUCGACCAAACCACCCGCCUCGGCACCGACAUCCACAACGAAAACCCAGGCGAAGAACUCAACUUUCACGGCUUCCUCAACGGGUCCUUACCAGAAAACCGACACCACGGCUACCCGUUCUGUUUCCCGUUGUACAACAGAACCGACUUCCCCGACCUCAACACCCUGACCACGGGGGAUCAGUUCUCCCUGAAUCAAACCGCCGAGUUGAACGAUGAGACUUGCGCACGGGAGUAUGUCCCCCCGCGGCUGACAUUCAAGGCGCACAUGGCACCGCUGGAUAUCAAGUUCAACAGUGAGGGGACGAGGGCUUACGUCUCGUUUCAUGGGAGCUGGAAUAGGGAUGAGCCGGAGGGGUAUAAAGUCGCAGAGGUGGAGUGGGAUGCCGGGACGGGGCAGCCAGUUCAUAGCGCAAAGAGUUUGAAUGCCGCGAGGGAUUUAUUGAAUACGGGGGAUGUGCACCGGUGCAGGCCGGAUGGGAUUUUUCUGAGGCCUGUUGGGUUGCAGGUGGAUGGUCGAGGGAGGGUGUUUGUUAGCAAUGAUUAUGGAGGGGAGGUUUGGGUUUUGGAGCAGACGGGGGAUGUGGAGGAGGAAAGUUGGGAGGAGGUGAAUUAUGGGGGGGAUGAUGGCAAUGAUGAUGGCAAUGAUGAUGGAGAGGGGAAUGGUGGUGGGAAUGGUGGAACAGGAACAGAUGAUGAGGAGCCGGCUGAGACUUCUAAUCCUGCAGUGAAGGGGGCUGGAACAGUAAGGACGGAGGGGUGGGUGGUGAUGGGAAUGACAAUUGUGUUGUCGUUUGUGGGGGGGAUCUUUGUGAUUGUUGCUUAG